CCAGCAGCCUCCCUCACAAAAGUGAUGCAAUGCUGCUAACAGCUGAUAAACGUUAUGGUUCCGGUAGGCGUUUCAUGAAUGCGCGUAAGACAGUGGUCUUUUGUACUUCUCAUAUGCCAGGGCGCAGCAAUAUUGAUCAUGCUGCGGUGAAGAGAAUCAUGAAGCUCCGGGAUAAGGCAUCAAGAAAAAGUAAGAAGCUCGGAUCAAGUUCAAAAGAAGAAGAUGCUGCUCCUAAUGAUCAAGUCCAAAGCCAAGUCCUCGGAUCAAGUUCAAAAGAAAAAGAUGCUGCUCCUAAUGAUCAAGUCCAAAGCCAAAUGCUCCACCUAAGUCUGCAAGAAGAAGAAGAUGUUUUUUAACUUAAACUUGCUUUGUUUUAUCAGGAAUUGAAAACUCUUUUGUUUUUUAUGUUAC
This is a messenger RNA of Raphanus sativus (radish), 411 nucleotides long. RefSeq lists its product as uncharacterized. The record is from RefSeq and is a predicted model, not a curated record. The coding region runs from base 30 to 356 and encodes 108 amino acids. NCBI's taxonomy places the organism in Eukaryota, Viridiplantae, Streptophyta, Magnoliopsida, Brassicales, Brassicaceae. The transcript is spliced from 3 exons.